Polistes canadensis is the source of this 1358-nucleotide messenger RNA. Its product is annotated as ornithine decarboxylase 1-like. The record is from RefSeq and is a predicted model, not a curated record. Gene Ontology annotation, molecular function: ornithine decarboxylase activity. Bases 40 to 1293 code for a protein of 417 amino acids. Gene Ontology annotation, cellular component: cytoplasm. The transcript has 7 exons. Lineage: Eukaryota; Metazoa; Arthropoda; Insecta; Hymenoptera; Vespidae.
AAACUAAGGACGUAUAUCAUUUCACAUAAUAUGUGAAAAAUGUCUUUCAUUAACAUCAACGAAAUAAAGAUUUACGAAGACCAAGUCAAAGAGUAUGAUAUUUUAAAACAAAUUAUUGCUACUCGUGAUCAAGAAGAUGCAUUUUACAUAUUAGAUCUCGGUGAUGUCAUUAAAAAGCAUAGAAAUUGGCUGAAAAAAAUGCCAAGAGUUGUGCCACACUUUGCUGUAAAAUGUAAUCCUGAUCCAAUGGUGAUUAAGAUUUUAGCUGCUAUGAACGCGAGUUUCGAUUGCGCCUCGCAGCAAGAAAUUGAACAAGUUAUGCAGUAUGGUGUAACACCGGAUAAAAUAAUCUUUGCAAAUCCAACAAAGUCUCCAUCUCAUAUCAAAUUUGCCAAAAGCGUUGGCGUGGAUAAAAUGACAGUUGAUAACGAAUUAGAACUUUUGAAAAUAAAGAAUCUGUUUCCUGAAGCAAAAAUAAUUAUUCGCUUUCGAUGCGACAGUAACUCUAAUCUCACCCAAUUUAUAAAUCUUGGAAUCAAAUUUGGGUGCGAUCCAGGCGACGAAGCAAACAAAUUAAUACAAUUUAGCAAGAAUUUAGGUUUAACUUUACACGGAUUUAGUUUUCAUGUUGGUAGCCCAUGUAACGAUUUCAAUGCGUACACGUAUGGAAUUGAAAUAUGUAAGCAAUUGAUUACUUUCGCUAAAUCGAUAGGAUGUAAAGAUAUCAAAUUAGUAGAUAUCGGCGGUGGCUUUCCAGGAGAAAGUGAGUUUCAAAUCGACGAGCUUUCAAAUGUGAUUAAUGAAGCAAUAGAAAAAUUAGAUCCUGGUAUAGAAGUUAUGAGCGAACCAGGUAGAUAUUACGUGGCAUCAGCAUUUACUUUAACUUCUUACUUACAUUCUAAAAGAAGUAUAACCGAUGAAAAUGGUCCGAGAUAUAUGUAUUUUGCUAAUUGCGGAGUAUAUAGUGGAUUUAUAGAAGAAUUGUUGAACUUAUGCUCGCGUCAUCCAAUUUCACUGUUCGGUCCUGUAUCCGAUAAAAAGUAUCCUUCCACUUUAUGGGGACCGACUCUUGAUUCUUACGACUGUAUCAUCAAAGAUGCGUUAUUACCAGAAUUUCAAAUAGGAGAUUGGCUUGUUUGGAGCAACAUGGGUGCAUACACUGCUUCCUUAGCUUUCAAAUUUAACGGAUUUGAACCACCAGUAGUUUAUCCAUUUAUCAGAAAAAGUCAAUGGAAAGAGUUUUGUGACAUUACCAGAUAUAACAUGAACUGUUGGCUGUGUAAAUUGGAAUAAGCGAGAAGCCUAAUAUUUCUAAUAUAAUGCAAGAAUGUACCAUAUAUUAAAAACACUUAUUAAUU